GUCCUUUUGAUCCAUCACUUGGAUUACCUGCAUGGGCUCUAACCCCAUCAUGUUCGUUGUGGAUUCGACUUGUUGGCAACGGCCCCGGAAUGAAUCUGUAUAGAUUCAGAAUAGCAUCGUCAUGCCUAAAUUUCGCACGAAAUUGUACAAGACCGAUCGAGCUCGGGAUUUCGAGCAUGAGCAGGAUCGCCGUGUCCGCAUGCGACAAAUCUACGAGACGAUCGAUCGGCAGUCAUUUCAAUGGAUUGUGGUACUUGUGGCUGGAGUCGGGUUCUUUCUCGACGGGUAUACCCUGUUCGCGAGUAAUAUGGCCCUCCCCAUGAUCGCCUACGUCUACUGGAGAGAAGAAACGUCGUCGAUGAGAAAUACCUACAUUAAUAUCGCUACACUCGCCGGCACAUUACUGGGCCAGGUGAUGUUUGGGUACCUGGCAGAUCGCAACGGCAGGAAAAAGAUGUACGGGGUGGAGCUGGUGCUCAUGAUCGUUUCGACCCUGGGGGUGGUGAUGUCGUCGAGCGGCGAACACCAGAGCAUGGAUGUAUUCUCCUGGCUUAUCUGGUGGAGAAUCAUCGUUGGGAUUGGCGUUGGUGCCGAUUACCCCCUCAGUGCCGUGAUAACAUCAGAAUUCGCACCCACAAAACAUCGAGCCCGCAUGUUGGCAACCGUCUUUUUCAUGCAGCCUCUCGGGCAGAUCGCGGGGAAUCUCGUCUCCCUAAUUGUUGUCGCCGUGAGCAAAAAGCAAGGAUUCGACGACCUCACACGCACCGUGGAUAUCAUGUGGCGAUGGGUCAUCGGUAUCGGAGUGAUCCCCGGUGUCAUCGCAACCCUCUUCCGAUUCGCCAUCCCCGAGAGUCCUCGAUACCUCCUCGAAGUCGAAGAUGACCCCGUCACGGCCGAAUUCGACGCCACCACCCUGUUUCAUGAACCCUCUUCUACAUUCACCUCUCCCUCGAUCCAAACUGAAGACAGCUGGAACCACCUCCCUCUCCCCGCUAUAUCCCUCACCACUCACUCCAUCGAUGAAGGCCGAUCCCCUUCCCAAACUGAAUUCCUCCAACCGGCCACCCUGAACUCCCACUGGCGCCUCAGCCGCCGCGACAUCAUCCAGUAUUUCUGGACGGAAGGAAACUGGCGCACUCUGGCCGGGACCUCCCUCUCCUGGCUCCUUUUGGACUUUGGCUUCUACGGCAUUGGCCUAUCAAGUCCGCAGUUCCUCGCCAAAACCUGGGGCUCCCUGAAUAUCACGGGGAAAGUUCCCCCAUGGCAGACCGACGACUCGCCCGGUGCAAACCUCUACCAGAUGUUCUUGGACAGUUCAACCCACGCGCUCGUCAUCCUCAACGCCGGCAGUUUCCUCGGCGGAUUGGCUUUAAUCCUCAUCAUCCACAAGCUCGACCGAACCGGACUCCAGAAAAUCACCUUUCUCGCCCUAGCUGCACACUUUAUCGCCCUCGGCACGAUGUUCAUCACCGUGCACAAAGAAGGCCCCGUCGCCGUGGCCCUCUACAUCAUCGGCCAGGCCCUUUUCAACUUCGGCCCCAACGCAACAACCUACAUCCUCCCCUCGGAACUCUUCCCCACCCGCUACCGCGCCACCUGCCACGGCAUCAGCGCCGGCGCCGGCAAACUCGGCUCCAUCCUCGUGCAGGUCUUCUCCGCCUACUACAACUUCGGCACAGGGGUCGGCAACGAACCCACCAUCCGGCACGGCUGGAUCCUGAUUGUCUUCAGCGCGUGCAUGAUCCUCGGCGCGGCGGUGACGCAUUUCUGGAUCCCGCCUGUGCAGGUGCGUCGCGGGGACACGAGCGGACGGGUCAACAUGGGCGCGAGGAAGAAGCGGGGACAGCUUUGGGGCGGUAAGACGGUCGAGUUGGAGGUGUUGGCGCUGGGGAGGAUGCAGGAACGGAGUCUCUAUUCGGCGUGGUAUCUGGGAGGGUCGAGUGCGGGUGCAGGUGCGAGUGUUGGUGGGUCGCCGUUUGGGGGGAUGGCUGUUGAUGGGUGAUUUGGUUGUUGGUAUAUUAAUUAAUGGAUUGGGAGGGUAUAUAUUUGGAUUGGUUCGGAUUGGUCGGACGGGUCAGUUGGAGUUCACCUGGGAUAUAUAUAUGGUUCCCUGGCUGGCUGGGACUGCAAAUAACUGGUUUUAUAUCUUUUGCUGUGGUAUAUUUAUACGCAUUUGAAUAAUAGAUAAUAUUCCCC
Molecule: messenger RNA, 2196 nt
Organism: Aspergillus steynii IBT 23096
Lineage: Eukaryota; Fungi; Ascomycota; Eurotiomycetes; Eurotiales; Aspergillaceae
Product: phosphate transporter
Exons: 5
Coding region: 122-2002 (626 amino acids)
Biological process (GO): transmembrane transport
Cellular component (GO): membrane
Molecular function (GO): transmembrane transporter activity
Source: RefSeq, a predicted model, not a curated record